UGUGACCAACAGGCACAACCACAACGGUCCUUGCUAUGCAUAUCCGGGAUCCUUGGGCCGUCCCAACUCUAACGUUACCCCAGUCAUCUGAAAUGUAAAAGGGUUCGGUAAAGGUUAUGGUAGUGGUUAGGUUAUGGACGUCCCAAUGAUCCCCUAUAGCACUAACUCCGAGAAUGUUUUUUUCCCCUCAAAGUUGCGGGAUGUCACGUGUACUUAUAUGUACACUCGGAACAACCUAAGCAUUACGAAACUUCUAUCCGAUCAAAUAUGCCUCACGUAGCAAAUAAACCGUUCCGUUUUUUGUUGACCAAAUUCUACCGUCAUUGACCUUUAUACAAAAGCUCCUCCCUUGGUGAGCGAAAAAACGCCACCUGCUGGAAGAGACAGAUUUUGGGCCGAGUUUCCCCUCUCGCUUUGCCUCUUCCUCUUUGACUAUCUUCAUUUAUCCACCAUCUUUGUUAGAGGUUCAGCUCCUCUCUGCGCAGACUCACAGAUGGGAUCGUCUGAUGAUAUGUGUGAACAACGUGUUGCGUUUAUCAUGACGUAUACAGAUCUACGCAAACGACGUACGUUGUUGACGGAAGAUAGGAGAGUGCGCUUGGUAAACUUUUCUGUCUUGACAGAACAGUUUCACUUGCGUGAGUGCGAGUGUCGAGACAUGCAUACCGGCUCUUCCAUUUUCAACUUUUCGUGCAUAGGAUUUGGAACAACCCGUCAGAUCUGGAUUUAAAUCCUUCUUUUGAACAUGAGGCUGUGUGUUGCUGGGACUUGACAGGAGCUGAUCCACAGUGGCAGAGACAGAAUGAUGCUGCCCACUCCCUGCUACUCAACCACAGCUACUAACAGUAGGCGUGUCACCCAGCUGAUCUGCUGCCGUAGAGAGUUCCAGAACACUCCAGAGGAGGACGACGAGACCUCUACCACCCGCCCUGAUCUCCACCCUGAUCUCCACCCCGAUCUCCACCCCGACCUCCACCUCCACCGUGACCCCCCCAGCUCCAUGGCUGGCUCCCCCCUCAGCAGUCGGAGGGCUAUGGGGGACCUGGCAGGGCCCAGCUACACCCUGUAUCAGCCUCCUGUAGGCCUCCCAGCCGGGUACAGCCAGCCUACCCCGUUCCCCAGUCAGGCUUAUGGCUCCUGGCUUCACCCCAGCUACACCAGCGUCUGGUCUGGCCCUGGACCUGCUUACCCCAGCAGCCUGCCCUCCUGCCUCACCCCCCCAGACUACCCCAGCUACCCAGGGGAGAGCUGCUACUCCCAGGGAAGGUCCCUGUCCCUCCCCCCCCUACCGGGCCGAUACAGCCCUACUAUGACCAGCCUGGAGCAGCCCCAGUCCCUUCACUCCAUCCCACCGUCAGCAGGCCUCUACCACAACACUCUGACCCCAAACUACUGCUGCACCCAGUGCCCUGUGGAGGGCGUCAACAUUGGCCCCUACCACAGCCCCCGGCCCGUCGCUGGUUACCGCCUACCCUACAGGCCCAUGUAUAACUGCAGACUGCCAGGUGCAGGCUACGUGCAGAGUGGUCACAUGAGUCCCCAUCCUGAACCCAAGACCAACCACUGCAGUGCCCCCCUCUCCGUGGAACAAAGAAGAGUGUUUGUGACAUACGAAGCUGACAGUGAUAAACACAUCAAACAGAUCAUCAACUUUGUGGGUUUGCUGAGACACAACGGCUUCGACACACACAUCGAUAUGUUUGAGCAGCAGUUCCGGAGCAUCAGUAAGAUCGACUUCAUGGAGCGGUACCUCAGCGAGAAGGAAUACCUCAUAAUCAUCAUCAUCAGUCCAAAGUACCAUGAGACUGUGACCUCAUCACCGGUUAGCUUGGAGAACGACGAGAGGAUCCUCAACACAGUCUACAUACACAAACAGCUGCAGAAUGAGUUCAUUCAGAACGGCAGUAAAAACUUCAGGUUCAUCCCCAUCCUGUUCCCUGGAGCUAAGAAGUGUCAUGUCCCUACGUGGCUCCAGAACACUCACGUCUACAGCUGGCCUAGGGACAGAGAUGACGUCCUGCGCCGCCUGAUGAGAGUAGAGAAAUACAACCCUCCUCCUAUCGGGAAGCUACCCACCAUCGUCUCUAUCCCCAUCUAAC
Molecule: messenger RNA, 2099 nt
Organism: Coregonus clupeaformis (lake whitefish)
Lineage: Eukaryota; Metazoa; Chordata; Actinopteri; Salmoniformes; Salmonidae
Product: E3 ubiquitin ligase TRAF3IP2
Exons: 10
Coding region: 803-2098 (431 amino acids)
Biological process (GO): humoral immune response; positive regulation of canonical NF-kappaB signal transduction
Source: RefSeq, a predicted model, not a curated record